AUGCGAGAUAUAGAGAAUAUACAUAUUCCAACAUUGACUUCAUCCCGAAGUGGACCGGUGUCUACAAAUUCCUGGGCUCCGACAGUGACCACUGGAUUUGCUACACGAAGCAAAAUUCUUUUUGGUGUAUCUUUAACGGCUGGAAUAGUCGUCUGCUCUACAAUACUUCUUGUACCUAUACUUGUUACGCAUGGCGAAUAUACGACAACCACAGCAAUAACAAAGACCACAGCUAGUACAUCGACUAUCAAUACUACAUCAUCAGUUUUAUUCACAUUCACGUCCUCUACAACAUCUUCUUUCACAACAUCAUCCACCAGCACAUUUUCUACAACAACCUCAUCCACGAGCAGCUCAUCUACAACAACGUCAAUGGCCAGCACUUCCUCUUCAACAACAUCUUCUCUCACAACAUCGUCCACCAGCACAUUCACUACAACAACGUCAUCGACUAGUACGUCCACUACAACAACGUCGUCAACCAGCACAUUCACUACAACAACGUCAUCGACCAGUACGUCCACUACAACAACAACAAAAGUCCAGUUAGCAUUAACAAGUAUUGAUGGGAUAAUACAUGGUGUAUUUAAUACCAGUGUAGGUGGUAAUAGUAUUACAUCAACAUCAGGUUUUGAUGUUGGCAAUUAUCCACCGGCUGAAUCACCCAACAAUGCAUGUGAUGAUAAUAUUAUGACGAAAUAUCUUAGUUUCGGCAGUUGUUCAGAAACAGAGCUCUUUGCGACAUGUGGUUUAAACACAGGUUUCUAUUUGGAAUUAUUGCAACAGUUCGUAUUAGUGACAGGAAUUCGCGUUUGUACGGCUACUGAUUAUCCAGAACGUGAUCCACUAGUGAUUUCACUGGAAGGAAGCAAUCGAACAGGAAUAUUUCUGACAUUAGGUUCGAGUUGGUCAUUAAUCUACAAUGGUAGCACUGGUCUCACAGUAAAUCCUGGUCGAGGUAUCUGUGGAUCAGUUCAAUGGUUCACGAAUGCAAAUCAGUAUAAAAGUUAUCGAUUUCUUGUUUCAAACAAACGUGCAACGUCAAACAGUGUUCAAUAUUCUGAAGUAUUUGUUAUACUGAUUUUAUCCGUCGGUGGUGCCUCGAUAUCUGUUGUUUCAUCACAAGUUAAACGUUUGCGUGACAAUUCAGUUAUUCUCAAUCUAGGAAAAUUCUUUGGUACUGGAGUAGUAUUAGCAACUGGCUUUAUUCAUAUGUUACCAGCUGCAAUGAAGGCAUUAACUGAUCCUUGUUUACCUGAUAAUUAUACUAUAUAUGAUGCUUCUGCUGGGCUUUUAGCUAUGGUAGCCGCAUUGAUCAUGCAAUUGACUGAGUACAUAGUUUAUCAACGAUAUCGAUCGAUUGAAUCGCACAAGACUUCGACAGCAAUAGAUGGAGAUACGUCCAAUGGUAACAAUCUGUUAGGUCAUUCUCAUGCCAUAGGUUUCCAGAAUGAUAGUGAAACCAAGAAAAUUAGUACAUAUUUACUUGAAUUCGGCAUUGCUCUACAUUCAGUUUUGAUCGGUUUGACACUGGGAACAGCAACUGAUGAAUUUCUCGUUCUAUUUAUCGCCCUGGCUUUUCAUCAGUUUUUCGAAGGCAUGGCACUUGGCGCGCAAGUUGCUCGCCUAGAUCACAUUUCUUUACGAUCAUGUCUAUUAAUGAUCAUGUUCUUCGCUCUUACAACACCUAUUGGCAUUAUCAUUGGCAUUUGUAUUCAAUCAAAUUCCUACAAUCCCAAAUCAACGACAUCCUUACUAAUGAAUGGCAUCUUAGAUUCUAUAUCCGCCGGUAUUCUUAUCUACGUUGCACUUGUUCACCUAAUCGCUGGUGAAAUGGAUUGUCAUGCUCAUACAUUUCAUGCUCUGAAAAGCCGGUUCAAAGUUUUGUACUUCCUAGCGUUAUAUGCGGGAGCGGGUACCAUGGCUGUCAUUGGAUUAUGGACAUGA
This is a messenger RNA of Adineta ricciae, 1947 nucleotides long. The record is from the annotation of a GenBank genome assembly. NCBI's taxonomy places the organism in Eukaryota, Metazoa, Rotifera, Eurotatoria, Adinetida, Adinetidae.